This is a messenger RNA of Truncatella angustata, 1737 nucleotides long. Its product is annotated as Alpha/Beta hydrolase protein. The transcript has a single exon. NCBI's taxonomy places the organism in Eukaryota, Fungi, Ascomycota, Sordariomycetes, Amphisphaeriales, Sporocadaceae. The coding region runs from base 1 to 1737 and encodes 578 amino acids. The record is from RefSeq and is a predicted model, not a curated record.
AUGAAGUCGUUCGUCUCUCACUUCGUCGCCGCCAUUGCGUUGGCCGGCGUUGGCCUCGGUCUCCCAGCACCGGCGCCAGCACCUACGCUGGUACCAGAGCCUGAUAAGACUGAACGAGAUGCUUUGAUCAAGACAACUGUCGCCAUUCCUGCAGGCACAGUCGUUGGAUCGGUCGGUCUUGUCGAAAACUUUGGCGGCAUUCCCUUCGCCAAGCCACCUGUCGGAUCUCUGAGGUUAAAGCCACCGGUAAGGCUGACCUCGUCGUUUGGCACCAUUGAUGCGACCGGUUCGGGACCAUCGUGCCCCCAAAUGUUCUUCUCAACAGACGACAGUGAGCUAUUAACAUCAGUUCUGGGGAACCUGCUGAAUACUCCGCUCUUCCAGACUGUCACAGGUCAAACGGAGGAUUGUUUGACAAUAAGAGUUCAAAGGCCUGUUGGUACAAAAGCCAAUGCCAAGCUUCCUGUCUUACUGUACAUCUUUGGAGGUGGCUUCGAGCUGGGAAGUCCUCAGAUGUACGAUGGUACUGGCCUACUGCUCAACGGCAUAGUCAUGGGCAAGCCAUUCAUCUUUGUCACGGUCAACUACAGGGUUGGCGGUUUCGGAUUUUUGCCUGGAAAGGAAAUUCUUGCCGAUGGAUCCGCCAAUCUGGGACUUCUCGAUCAAAGGAUGGGACUGGAAUGGGUUGCUGAUAAUAUUGCUGCCUUCGGUGGUGAUCCUGCCAAGGUCACUAUCUGGGGAGAAAGUGCUGGUGCCAUCAGCGUCUUUGACCAGAUGGCCUUGUACGAUGGAGAUAAUACGUACAAUGGAAAGCCUCUCUUCAGGGGUGGCAUCAUGAACAGCGGCAGCGUAGUCCCGGCCGACUUUGUGGACUGCGACAGGUGUCAAGGUGUCUAUGAUACAGUGGUUGAAAAUGCCAAUUGCGCAGGGGCUACGGACACGCUCGAGUGUCUUCGCGAGGCUGACUAUGAUACGUUCCUCAAAGCCACGAACAGCGUUCCUGGCAUCCUAAGUUACACCUCCGUUGCCUUGUCAUAUGUUCCUCGACCGGACGGCAAGGUAUUGACUGCGAGCCCUGAUAUCUUGGUAUCGAGUGGAAAGUACGCAGCAGUUCCCAUGAUCAUAGGAGAUCAGGAAGAUGAAGGCACACUCUUCGCCUUGUUCCAGCCAAACAUUACAACCACGGACGAGUUAGUCGACUAUCUUCUCACAGUGUUCUUCCGGGAUGCGACAGAGGCAGAAAUCCGCGGCCUCGUCGCCACAUACCCGGACAACAUCACGAUGGGUAGUCCCUUCAAUACCGGCAUCUUGAACAGCGCCUAUCCACAGUUUAAACGCCUUGCCGCGAUCCUUGGAGACUUGGUGUUCACGCUGAGCCGUCGUAUCUUCCUGAAGGGAACCAAUGCGAUGAACCCUGACGUCCCCUCGUGGUCGUACCUCUCGAGCUACGAUUAUGGCACGCCGAUUCUGGGUACCUUCCAUGGCUCUGAUAUCCUACAAGUCUUCUACGGCAUCUUGCCUAAUUAUGCGAGUGCCGCCUUUGCGAGUUACUACAUAUCCUUUCUUUACAACCUGGAUCCUAACAAUGGCAGUGGAAUCCUGCCAGACUGGCCACAAUGGAGUGAAAAGCAGCAGUUGAUGCAAUUCUCAAAUAUUGCUAGCUGGGUUACAAAUGAUGAUUUCAGAAGUGAAAGCUACGAAUACAUUGCGGACAAUAUUGAUGUGCUUUAUAUCUAG